Piliocolobus tephrosceles (Ugandan red Colobus) is the source of this 533-nucleotide messenger RNA. RefSeq names its product probable C-mannosyltransferase DPY19L1. The coding region runs from base 3 to 533 and encodes 176 amino acids. Gene Ontology annotation, cellular component: nuclear inner membrane. NCBI's taxonomy places the organism in Eukaryota, Metazoa, Chordata, Mammalia, Primates, Cercopithecidae. The transcript is spliced from 4 exons. Gene Ontology annotation, molecular function: mannosyltransferase activity. The record is from RefSeq and is a predicted model, not a curated record.
GGAUGGCUCUUUUGCAAAUACAUCCUGGUGCUGUUGUUUUUGCUAUAUUAGCAGCAAUGUCAAUACAAGGUUCAGCAAAUCUGCAAACCCAGUGGAAUACUGUAGGGGAGUUCAGCAAUUUGCCACAAGAAGAACUUAUAGAGUGGAUCAAAUAUAGUACUAAACCAGAUGCAGUGUUUGCGGGUGCCAUGCCCAGGAUGGCAAGUGUUAAGCUCUCUGCACUUCGGCCCAUUGUGAAUCAUCCACAUUAUGAAGACGCAGGCUUGAGAGCCAGAAUGAAAAUAGUAUACUCAAUGUAUAGUCGGAAAGCAGCUGAAGAAGUGAAGCGAGAACUGAUAAAGUUAAAAGUGAACUAUUACAUUCUAGAAGAGUCAUGGUGUGUAAGAAGAUCCAAAGUAGGCAGAGCACUGUUUUACCCACACAAGAAGGGAUACGAAGGCAAAUUCAGGAAGUAUGGCAAUAAACUUUGCACACUAAGCAAAAUAGCAGACAUUGAACUGACUUCAGGUCACUUAAACGAGCACUCAGACUGA